UAAUAGUGUGUGGAUAAAUUGGAAAAAUAUUUCCAGCUUUUAGCAUGAUGUCUUACCUCAAACAGCCCCCCUAUGGCAUGAAUGGGCUGGGGCUAGCAGGACCGACCAUGGAUCUUCUACACCCUUCAGUGGGGUAUCCAGCCACCCCGCGGAAGCAGCGGCGAGAACGGACCACCUUCACCCGAUCGCAGCUGGACGUGUUGGAAGCGCUUUUUGCAAAAACCCGCUACCCAGAUAUAUUCAUGCGAGAAGAGGUUGCCCUGAAAAUCAACCUGCCGGAAUCCAGAGUCCAGGUCUGGUUCAAGAACCGCCGCGCCAAGUGCCGACAGCAGCAACAGAGCGGCAGCGGCGCCAAGAGCCGGCCGGCCAAGAAGAAGGCUUCUCCAGCGCGAGAGAGCUCCGGCUCCGAGAGCAGCGGGCAGUUCACGCCGCCCGCCGUCUCCAGCUCGGCUUCCUCCUCUUCGUCCAGCUCCAAUUCUUCGGGCCCGGGCCCGGGCGGAGCGGCCUUGAGCAACCCGGCGGGGGCGGGGGGCGCAGCGUCCGGGUCGGCUUCGUCGGCCGCCUCGCUGAGUAGCGCGCCGUCGGCCGUCUCGGCCUCGUCCAUCUGGAGCCCCGCGUCCAUCUCGCCCAGCGCCGGGCCGGAGCCCUUGACGUCCAGCGGGGCCUCCUGCAUGCAGCGCUCCGUCUCCGGCGCUUCGUCCGCCUCUUACCCGAUGUCGUACGGCCAAGGCGGCGGCUACGGCCAAGGCUAUCCGGCGCCGCCACCCCCGCCGCACUCCUCGUCCUACUUCAGCGGGGUAGACUGCGGGUCCUACCUGCCCAUGCACGCGCCCCCGCACGCCCACCAGCUCAGCCCGAUGGCGCCCUCGUCCCUCGCGGGCGCCCAUCCCCACACCCACCACCCGCUCGGCCAGAGCUCCAGCCACCACCAUCACCACCACCACCACCACCACCACCAGCCUGGCUAUGGCGGGCCCGGGCUGGCCUUCAACUCCUCCGACUGCCUGGACUACAAAGAGCCGGCCCCGACCGCCGCCUCCUCCUGGAAGCUGAACUUCAACUCCCCGGACUGCCUCGACUACAAAGACCAGGCCUCCUGGCGCUUCCAAGUCCUGUGAGGGUUGCCUCGGCGCCCGCCAAACCUCCCCCGUCUUGUAAGCGCCCACUUUCUUCUCGGGUCCGGCCUCUUUUCCGUCUUGCAAACGCGCCCCGGCCCUGCUCGGCUCGGCUCGGCCUCGUCGGUCUUUGCUCUUCCGCGUGUUUGACCAGUUGGUGAAAGCAGCCUUUGAAUUCAUUUCCAGAAAAGAAAGACGCUGGGGAGCAACCCGUUUGAAUAGCCAGCCCCUUUCCCCGCCACCGAAUCUGGGCUGAAGGCUGCUUGGGCCAGACCUGCUUUGCCCUUCCUGGACGUGCUGCCGCCUCCUGCCCCGCUGAGUUGACUCCUGACGUGUGUUAUUUAUUCGCUCCCUGGGAUUAUGUUCAGGAUCGUAAAUUUUUUGUUUUGUUUUGUGUUUGAAGCAGAAGAGGACUUGAAAUCGAGAUUCAUCCUCCUCCUUCCAACCAGUCCUUUUGCCCAGCCUUUGUGACGCCCGCCCGCUCGCUCGCCCGCGUGCGUGGAAAGACAGGACAAACAGGACGCGCCUUUUGCUUUCUGGCCGACAGCAGACUUCGUGUAUAGAUCUCCACACCGCCCUCCCCCAUCCCAUUCGAGGACCCCC
Notechis scutatus (mainland tiger snake) is the source of this 1718-nucleotide messenger RNA. It is a transcript of the gene OTX1, whose product is annotated as orthodenticle homeobox 1. Gene Ontology annotation, cellular component: nucleus. NCBI's taxonomy places the organism in Eukaryota, Metazoa, Chordata, Lepidosauria, Squamata, Elapidae. Gene Ontology annotation, biological process: regulation of transcription by RNA polymerase II; multicellular organism development. The record is from RefSeq and is a predicted model, not a curated record. Gene Ontology annotation, molecular function: DNA-binding transcription factor activity, RNA polymerase II-specific; RNA polymerase II cis-regulatory region sequence-specific DNA binding.